UUUUCCGUGGGGUUGAUCUUCUGCUCGUGCUGGGCGGCUCCGGUGUGAACUCCUCUCCGCUGCACCACAGCUGCAUGUUUCAGUUCCCUCCGUGAGGACUCGAUCUCUCCAAGGACCAUGAGACACUUCUCUAAAUAAUUUAUUAUCAUUUUUUAUUCCAAUAUGUUGCGGGUCAUAGUUGAAUCCGCAUUUGGGAUACCAAAAAAGAAACUUGGAAACCCAGACCCCAUAGCAGCGGUUGUCUUUAAAGGUGAAAAAAAGAAAACCAAAGCAAUCGACAAUGACUUGAAUCCAGUUUGGAAUGAAGUUCUUGAGUUUGAUCUGAAAGGCUUUCCUUUGGAUGCAUCGUCAUUCAUCGAUGUAGUUGUGAAAGACUAUGAGACAAUCGGGAAGGACAAGUUGAUUGGCACUGCCAAGAUCUCUCUGAAAGACCUGGCCAGCGGGCAUAUGAGCUCCUUCCCAUCCAAGAAUGUGCCACUGAUCAAUGAGAAACAACAACCGACUGGGGCCACCAUUAAUUUGCUAAUCGGAUAUGAGCCGCCUGCCAACACAACUCCCAAUCUGAAUGACCAGGAAGAUGGAGACUUGUUGCAGAUGGAUGGUGGGGACGGUGGUGAUGGAGACGAAGGAGAUGCCGAUAUGGAUGGGGCCGGUGAAGGUGGAGGUCCAGGAGCUCCCUUUUCACCAGGGCAGCCUGGGAAGCCCAGCCACAAACCUCUCCGCCUCAACCGAAAGAGGCACAGAGCCCUGGCAAAUAAGCCACAGGACUUCCAGAUUCGCGUUCGGGUUAUCGAAGGCCGCCAGCUGCCAGGAAACAACAUCAAGCCAGUGGUUAAAGUGAAUGUGUGUGAACAGACCCACAGAACCAGAAUUAGAAGAGGAAACAACCCAUAUUUUGACGAGAUGUUCUACUACAACGUCAACAUGCUGCCCUCAGAACUGUUUGAUGAGAACAUUAGCCUCCGGGUUUAUGACUCCUUUUCUCUCAGAGCUGACAGUCUAAUCGGAGAGUUCAAGCUGGAUGUUGGCUACAUAUAUGAAGAACCUGGCCAUGCCAUAAUGAGGAAAUGGCUCCUUCUGGGCGAUACCGAUGACUCCAACUUGGGGGCCAGAGGUUAUUUGAAAGUCAGCAUAAUGGUUGUGGGAACUGGAGACGAGCCACCGACUGAGAGGAGAGACGUGAGCGAGGAGCUGGACGACAUAGAGGGCAAUCUUUUAGUGCCAGCCGGAGUCACAAUGCGAUCCGCCGUCAUAAACCUCAAAGUCUAUCGUGCAGAGGACAUGCCACAGAUGGACGACGCCUUCGUUCAGUCAGUGAAACAAGUAUUUGGUGGGGAAGGAGACAGAAAAAACCUGGUGGAUCCAUAUUUGGAAGUCAGCUUUGCAGGGAAAAAGCUGCGCACCAAAAUCGUUGAGAAAAACGCUAAUCCAGAGUGGAAUCAGCUCCUCAAUCUCCAAGUUAAAUUCCCGUCCAUGUGUGAACGCAUCAAGCUGACUCUGUAUGACUGGGAUCGCCUAACCAGAGAUGAUGCCAUUGGAACAACAUUUUUGAAUCUGAGCAACAUGUCCUCUUCUGGUGGAGAGAUUGAAGAUGAGCGGGCUGAAAACAGCAAGACGGUCUCUGAAAUGAGUGCUGCUGCGUCCGAAGUUGGCUUCCUCCCAGUGUUUGGACCCUGCUAUGUUAAUCUGUACGGAAGCCCAAGAGAGUACACUGGCUUGCCUGACCCAUACGAGGACCUCAACUUUGGGAAGGGGGAAGGGGUUGCCUACCGGGGCAGAGUCCUUGUUGAACUGUCCACACAGUUGGAUGAAAAGGUUGACAAGACUGUGGAUGACAUCUCCAAUGACGACAUCCUAGUGACUCAGAAAUACCAGCGGAGGAGGAAGUACUCUCUGUGCGCUGUUUUCCACAGUGCUUGCAUGCUUCAGGAGCCAGGAGAGCCAAUUCAGUUCGAAGUCAGCAUUGGCAACUACGGCAACAAGCUGGACUCCACCUGCAAACCUCUGGCCUCCACUACUCAGUACAGCUUCGCUGUGUUUGAUGGUAAUCACUACUAUUACCUGCCCUGGGCUGACACUAAGCCUGUAGUGAUCCUCACUUCGUAUUGGGAAGACAUCAGUCAUCGUCUCGACUCCGUCAACGUUCUCCACUUCAUUGCCGAGAGACUGGAGUCCCACCUGACGUCUUUGAAAACAGCCAUCUUAGCCAAGGAGCCUGAGACACGUCUGGCAGAGAUUUGGCUCAAACUCAUCAACCACAUGAUGGAGGAUCUAAACAGUUUCAAGCUUCCUAAUCUGGCGAAUCAGCCUAAUAUCACAGUCCUGGACCUCCAAUUGAAAACCCUGCGCGAUGCUGCUGUGGAAAGCAUCAAACAGAUGGCAGGCCGCAUGAGAGAAGAGGCCACAGAUGUGAAAGCUACUGUUGGGGAUAUUGAAGACUGGUUGGAAAGAAUCAAACAGCUGGCAGAGGAGCCUCAGAGUAGCGUGCCUGACGUGAUCAUCUGGAUGCUGCGAGGGGAGAAGCGUGUGGCUUAUGCCCGAGUUCCAGCCAACCAAAUCCUGUACUCUAACUUCAGCGAGCAGGCCUGUGGCAAACACUGCGGAAAGACUCAGACCAUCUUCAUGCAGUACCCCAUGGACAAAAACAAAGGAGUGAAGAUUCCCGUGCAGCUGCGAGUCAACAUGUGGCUCGGUCUCUCUGUCCACGAGAAGAAGUUCAACAGCUUCUCAGAGGGAAACUUCAGUGUCUAUGCAGAGAUGUAUGAGAACCAGGCCCAGGUGUUUGGGAAGUGGGGAACCACCGGUCUGGUUGGUCGCCAUAAGUUCUCAGAUGUGACUGGAAAGGUGAAACUCAAACAAGAGCGUUUUCUUCCACCGCGCAGCUGGGAGUGGGAUCAGGACUGGUUCGUUGACCCUGAGAGAUGCCUGUUGACAGAAGCAGAUGCGGGCCACACGGAGUUCACCGAUGAAGUUUUUCAGAAUGAAACACGUUUUCCUGGCGGCGAGUGGAAGCCUGCCGCGGAGCCUUACACAGACGUGAAUGGAGAAAAAGCUCAGAGCCCAGGGGAGUUUGAAUGUCCCUCAGGAUGGGCCUGGGAGGACGACUGGACCUUUGACAGCAACAGAGCUGUGGAUGAGGGAGGUUGGGAAUACGGAGUUACUAUUCCACCAGACGAUAAACCCAAAUCUUGGGUUGCGGCAGAGAAGAUGUACCACAUCCACCGCAGGAGGAGACUCAUCAAACCAAGAAGGAAGAUAUCAGACAAAACAGCUGUUGCUGAGAGACGAGAACCGGGAGAAGGUUGGGAAUACUCUUCCCUGAUUGGCUGGAAGUUCCACAGAAAGGAGCGCUCCUCUGACACGUUUCGCCGUCGCCGUUGGAGGAGAAAGAUGAUCCCAUCAGACUGCAUCGGGGCUUCGGCUAUUUUCAAACUGGAAGGAGCAUUAGGGGUUGACGUCGAUGAGAAAGCCAGUAAAAAGGAUGCAGCCAAGCUGUUUGGCGCAAACACACCCACUGUUUCCUGCCAUUUUACCCGCUCCUACAUUUACCAUCUGAGGGUGUACAUUUAUCAGGCGAGAAACCUUUGUGCCAUGGACAAAGACAGCUUCUCAGAUCCCUAUGUCCAUGUGUCAUUUCUACACAUGAGUAAGACCACAGAAGUCGUGCGAACCACACUGAACCCCACCUGGGAUCAGACUCUCAUCUUUGAGGACAUCGAAAUUUAUGGAGACCCACAGACAGUUGCCCACAACCCUCCAGAUGUGGUGCUGGAGCUGUACGACAGUGAUCAAGUGGGUAAAGAUGAGCCCAUGGGUCGCUGCACAUGCCCCCCUUUGGUAAAACUGAACCCAGGGGUGGAUGUCACUCCUAAGCUGCUGUGGUUUCCAGUCACCAAAAAGGGUCGUGGAGCUGGAGAGGCACUGCUCGCCGCUGAGCUCCUACUGAAGGACAAGUCUAAAGACGGUGAUAUGCCUCUGGUGCCACCCCGGCGUGGGGAGAAACUCUACAUGGUUCCUCAGGGAAUCAGACCAGUGGUGCAGCUGACUGCGAUUGAGGUCUUGACUUGGGGCUUGAGGAACAUGAAGAGCUACCAGCUCGCCACGGUGUCCUCGCCCAGCCUGGUGGUGGAGUGCGGCGGUGAGGUUGUUCAAACUGCGGUGAUCAAAAACUUCAAAAAGAACCCCAACUUUCCAGGAUCUGUCCUGCUACUCAAAGUGCUUCUUCCUAAAGAGGAGAUGUACACCCCUCCCAUCGUGCUGAAAGUCGUUGACCACAGGCCGUUUGGGAGGAAACCCGUCGUGGGUCAGUGCACCAUUGACUGUCUGGAGGAGUUCCGCUGUGACCCUUACCGUCUCAACAAUGAAGCGUGCAUGUCUGCUCGAGUGGCGAUGAUAACUGCGGCUCAAGGAGACGUUGUCAUAGACAUUGAGGAUAGACCCAUCAUGAAAACGGAGCGACUGGAAGAAAUCGAAGAAGAGGCAGUCGACUGGUGGAGUAAGUUCUAUGCCUCCGUUGGAGAUCAGGAAAAGUGUGGGCCCUACCUCAAAAAGGGAUACGACACAUUACAGGUAUACGCCUCUGAAUUAGAGGAAGUUCAGGAGUUCCACGGACUCACUGAUUUCUGCAGCACUUUUAAACUUCAGCGGGGAAAGAGUGAAGACGAGGAGGACGAUCCGUCUGUGGUGGGAGAGUUCAAGGGCUCAUUCAAGAUUUACCCAUUGCCUGAUGAUCCAGGGAUUCCAGUUCCUCCUCGCCAGUUCCGCGAGCUUCCUGAGAGCGGACCACAGGAGUGCUUGAUCAGGAUAUAUGUGGUCCGCUGCAUUGACCUGCAGCCCAAGGAUACAAAUGGCAUGUGUGACCCCUACAUCAAGAUUACGCUGGGGAGGAAAACGCUUGAUGACAGAGACAAUUACAAAGCCAACACCCUCAAUCCAGAGUUUGGAAGGAUGUUUGAAAUGUCCUGCUUCCUGCCUCAAGACAAAGAUCUGAAGAUUUCGGUUUAUGACUACGACUUACUGAGCCGAGAUGAAAAAGUGGGCGAGACGGUCAUCGAUUUGGAGAACAGGCUCCUCUCCCGUUUCAGGUCCUGCUGUGGCCUGCCACAAACAUACUGCGUGUCAGGGAUCAACCAGUGGAGAGAUCAGCUGAAGCCUUCUCAGAUCCUUCAGAAUGUAGCCAGAGUGAGAGGCGUCCCUCCUCCACACUUUGAGGCAGAUGCCAGCUCGCUCACCUUCUCAGGAAAACAAUACAACCUGCAGGAUUUUGAGAGGAACACUGUGACCCACGCACACCUUGGCCCACCCAGAGAGAGGCUCGCCCUGCAUGUCCUCAGAAGCCAGGGAUUGGUACCCGAGCACGUGGAGACCAGAACCCUGUGCAGCUCCCACCAACCAAACCUGUCCCAGGGACGGAUUCAAAUGUGGGUUGACGUUUUCCCCAAGAGCCUUGGGCUGCCUGGGCCUCCGUGCGACAUCACUCCACGCAAAGCCAAGAAGUACUCCUUGCGGGCAAUAAUUUGGAACACAACCGAUGUCAUUCUGGAUGAGAGAAGCAUCACUGGAGAAAACAUGAGUGACAUCUACGUCAAAGGAUGGAUGCCUGGAAUGGAGGACGACAAGCAGAAAACUGACGUCCACUACAGAUCCCUGGACGGAGAUGGAAAUUUCAACUGGAGAUUCAUCUUUGAGUUUGACUAUCUGCCUGCAGAACAGCUGUGUGUCAUGUCUCGGAAAGAACACUUCUGGAAUCUGGACAAAACCGAGUUUAGGAUCCCUCCGAAGUUGUUUGUCCAAAUAUGGGACAAUGACAAGUUCUCCCUGGAUGACUACCUAGGUUCAGUUGAGUUGGACCUGCUGAAUCUCAUCCCUCCUGCCAAGACCCCAGAAAAAUGCAGCCUAAAGAUGAUACCUGGGAUGCCUGGUUCCACCUCCUCCAAAAAACCGCAGCCCAACUCACUUUUCUCCCAGAAGUCUGUGCGAGGCUGGUGGCCAUGCGCAAUAGAGAAAGAUGGAAAACACGUCCUUGGCGGGAAAGUCGAGAUGACACUGGAAAUAGUGGAGGAGAAAGAAAUGGAGGAAAGACCUGCCGGAAAGGGCAGGGAUGAGCCCAACAUGAAUCCCAAACUGGACCCGCCCAACCGCCCUGACACGUCAUUCUUCUGGUUUACAAACCCCUGCAAGACCAUGAAAUUCAUUGUGUGGCGCAGAUUCAAGUGGAUCUUCAUACUGGGGGUUGUCUUCCUGCUGAUUGCCCUCUUCCUUGGGAUUCUGUUCUACUCCCUUCCAAACUACAUCUCAAUGAAGAUUGUGAAGCCAUUCUCCUGAAAGGCAUCAUCAAGAGGAUGCCCAAGAUUAUGCAGUAGAAACCAUGGCUCGGCUGUCUAUCGACAUCCAUACAAUAAUAAUCAAGACUGUUUUUCUGCUGCUGCCAGAGGAAACAUGUACUCAAAAUUUUCUUGUCACAAUCACAGCUGUUCUUCUUCAAUUUUGCACUUUCAGUAUUACUUGUAUCUCUUGUGUACCUAAUGCAAACAACCGCUUUUAUGUUUAAGUAAAAUAAUGUGAAAAAUCAUAUUUUAAUACAUUUUGAUACUUAAAUUUUUUUCUGAUUUACCUUUUUUCAUUGUCUUAGAAAUAUGCACAGAACAUAGUUAAAAAUUUUGUUAUUUACAUGUGGAUGUGACAUGGUGCAAUAAAGUGGUUAUCUUUCCUAACGUA
Molecule: messenger RNA, 6717 nt
Organism: Salarias fasciatus (jewelled blenny)
Lineage: Eukaryota; Metazoa; Chordata; Actinopteri; Blenniiformes; Blenniidae
Gene: myofl
Product: myoferlin like
Exons: 54
Coding region: 163-6324 (2053 amino acids)
Biological process (GO): plasma membrane organization; membrane fusion
Cellular component (GO): membrane
Source: RefSeq, a predicted model, not a curated record